Molecule: messenger RNA, 5184 nt
Organism: Cataglyphis hispanica
Lineage: Eukaryota; Metazoa; Arthropoda; Insecta; Hymenoptera; Formicidae
Product: serine/threonine-protein phosphatase 4 regulatory subunit 1-like
Exons: 12
Coding region: 1145-3817 (890 amino acids)
Biological process (GO): protein dephosphorylation
Molecular function (GO): protein phosphatase regulator activity; protein binding
Source: RefSeq, a predicted model, not a curated record
ACCGGCCUGCAAUCCGGUCGCAUCGGAAAAAACGCAAAGUUUACGAGCGGCGUAAAUUCAUCGUCUUUGACAUUGCCAGGGAUGUAUUCGAAAACGUUUCAUCUCCGGAUCGCAAUGUCGUCAUCUCAAGACUGCGCCCGGCACUCGUGGAGGAGAAUUUUGGUUCAGCAUGGCUGACGUCGCGACAUCGUAGGGAGAUUCUUGUGCGAAUACUAGUGCGAACGAUAUAAUUCGGGGGUAAUUUCCUCGGAGAUGAUCUCUCGUUCUACGCUUUUUUUUUGUAAAAUUCGCAAGGCACGGCGAGAGUGGAAACGAAAUGUGUUUGGACGGCCCACGCAUGGCCGUUUCGGCUAAAUGAUGUCGGAAAAUGCCGGCUCCGAGAUGCCCGCUCCAGCAUCCGGUUCCUCCGAUAUUCUUUCCGCCACCGUUUCGUUUACCGAUUAAAGCGGGAAAAGCGGCGAAAGUGAGUUUUUUAAAAUAAAUUCGAUGUAUCAUCAACAAGUUCCCCUCGUUAAAGAACUGGGCCAUCCCUCUGGGAGUAGAUUUUAAAUGUCAUUGAUCGCGCGACCUUCGAUGAAAUUUCUCAUAUCAAUUGUCACAUCACCGCUUCUCGCCAUCGCUAAAGUGAUCGAGUUCUGGCUAUUCUUCAGCUUGAAAUGAGAGUGAUCUUCAUCGUGCAAUGCGUGCGCGGAUCGAUUCGCGGAAAAUGUGAUGUGUGCGUGAUUCGAGAGUGCGCGCCCGAAAUACGGCGUAGAAUAUGUUUCGUGGUGCUCGUGGCGCUCGCCGUUAUGUGGAUAUACCUGAAGAAGCUCUUUCCACUUGCCCUCGACGUAAAACAGAGAAGAUCAUCCAUUCCUAGGAUGGAAGCGGAGGACGACGAGGAGGUCAAUGACAGUAAUGAGAGAUGCGACGAAUCGAGCGAAGUUUGGGACUGUGUUGGGGGCGGCGGCGGAGGUGACGAGGGCGGAGGAGAUGAGCAGCUCUUUCAGAUCAGCCGGCUGCAGCAACACGCCACCUCGGAAACUAGCUUCAACCGGUAUCGAAGAAGGUGUCGUCGAAGGAGGUUGCAACGCGCGAUGGAGGAGAGAUUCGACGAAUAUCUCUCGAGACAUUGUUCUACCAAAUCGAACGACCCGAGAGGCGGAUGGACAUUGAGACUGCUACGACUAAUACGACAGCUAUUCGCGACGCGAGAAAUACGCAGCUAAGGCAAAUGGUGGGCCGUAUAUUGGUGGAAAUGUUCCGCGCGGCAGUCAACAAUAAACUAACAUUGGUUGUCGAAGAAGUUAUGCAGCAUGUACAGCUUAUCAUUGACGAUAAUGAUGCUUUGGUUCGAUCGGAUUUGGUGGAGCAAAUCCCGAAUGUGGCGAACAUCUGUCUCGAGGCUCCGGAUCUCUUCGGAGAUGUUCUUCGCGAUCAUUUGCUCGGUAUUAUAAUAAAGUACCUGAGCGAUCCGGACAACCAGGUACGACAAAUGGCUCAAAACGCUCUCAUGACGAUCGUGAAGCGAGGUCUUCUCGAUAAUAAUACAAUCGAGCACGAAAUCUGUCCCACGAUAGAACAUUUGUCCUAUAUAUCGGCCGACGAGCAUCUUCGUAACGCAAACAUCUCCCUCAUGUGUCGACUAGCACCGCUGAUUGGUAGCGAACUUACAGAAAAGGUCUUUUUAAGACAAUACUUGGAUUUGUGCGAGAGUAACGAUAUGAUGGUGAGGAGAACCUGUGCCACACAUUUCGGGGAUAUGUGUGUUGCCGUGGGAAAGGAAAAACUGUAUAGCAAAUUGAUUCCUACCUUCGUCGAUUUGUGCGGUGACAGAGUGUGGGGCGUGCGAAAAGCGUGCGUUGAGGUCAUGAUGCCGGUCGCUUGCUGUUCGACACCGGAACAACGCCGAUUAUUACUAGCGGACAUAUUAGCUAAGCAUUUGAAUGACGAUUCCAAAUGGGUGCGAAUAUCGGCUUUUCAGAUACUCGGACCGUUCAUAUCGACCUUCGCCAAGCAAUUUGCCGAUGUCACUUAUAAUAAACACGGCGAGUUAGUAUACACUAGUAAACAAGAUAAUCAUUUCAGCAUAUGUUAUUCAUACGAAGGAAUCUUUCCUACAAAGAGCGCGAUGAAAAAUCAAAUGUCUGAUAUGGAUGAUAAUAGCAAAAGUCUUAUUUAUCUGCCUCUGCCUCUAAAUGUGAGACAUGAUAAUGUUAAAACAGCGGAUUCCUCGGAAGGGAAUGAUUCUCAGAAGAAAGAAGAAAAUCCCAAUUGCUAUUUACCUUUACGAUUUGUUUCAAAAUUCCAGGCCAUGCGAAAAAAGCGUAAACCUUUUCCUUUGCUCAAGACAGAUAUGGACGAUACGGAGAAUUAUAAUCCAUUUUUGUAUUAUUACAUCCCUCCGGAUAUAAUAUUGGACGAUGAACUUACUCACGCUGCAAGACAAUCAGCGAUGAAUCGUAGUAACGCUAAUAAGAAGAAAGCAUUGGAAAGAUUAAUUUUCCGACGCAAAGUCGUAUAUAACGAAACUCACACUUUUCCAAAUUUGAGUGAUGAGGAGAACUCGAAUACGGAUGGGCAAUCUGACGUCGAUAAGCUCGAUAAUCGAAAGGAGGAAACAGACGACGAUGAUGACGGAGAUUGCCUACCGUUAUUGCAAAACACGACGGAAUCUUUGGACGACUCUCCAGAUUUACGGACGAAUUUAUGGGCUCAAUACUAUAAUACUCUAUGUCAUAUAGAUUCUAUGGAUAAGAGUGACGAGUCCUGUGAUUUCAGCAAGAAUUUAGACGCAAAGGAUAACGGGCAACAGAUUGUACCUCAGGAAUUAAUCAAUUACUAUGUAUCAAUGGCCGAUCCGGAGCAAUGCGUAGACAUGGGUGCCGAGAUCCCACAUCAUUGUGCCUUCAGUUUUCCCGCAGUCACUCUCACGCUGGGCACGGAGAAUUGGCAUUAUUUGAAAAAGGCUUAUCAGUCGUUGUCGAGCGCGAAACAUUGGAAGGUCAGACAUACUCUGGCGUCCAGCAUUCACGAGAUCGCCAUAAUUCUAGGCGAAGAACUCACUGCCACCGACCUCGUGCCGAUCUAUGAUGGUUUCAUCAAGGAUCUGGACGAGGUCAGAAUAGGUGUACUCAAACACCUCGCGACCUUUUUGAAAAUACUCAAACCCUCCGAUCGCUGCCAAUAUCUGCCGAGGUUAAGCGACUUCCUCGCCACGGACAACGAAUGGAACUGGAGAUUCAGGGAGGAACUUGCUACGCAGCUGCUCGAAAUUGUGACUCUGUUUAAUGCAAACGACGUAGCACAAAGUAUCGCGCCGCUAUCCUUUCAAUUACUUAUAGAUAAGGUUGCCGCUGUUAGGAAUGUCGCGCUUGAACUAAUUACACGAAUUAUGUGUUACUUAUCCACCGAUGACGCUCUGGUUACGUCUCUUAUUCAUGAACUCCGUGACACUCUAGUUUUUAAUGCUAAAAAAUGGAUACAUCGACAAAUUUACGCACUCGUGUGUUCUCACUUAAUCCGUAACAACGCAAUCACGGGAAGCAAGUUUUCUAAAGAGAUGUUACCAUGUUUGAUAAAUUUAUCUGUCGACAGAGUACCUAACGUAAGAUUAGCCGUAGCGAGAACUCUGGCAACGGAUGUUAUUGGAAUGGGCUUAGACACUUUAGGUAUGGAAGCGAUGGAAGAAGUGGAAAGAAUGCUUACAAAAAUGCGCAUUGACGCUGACCGAGAUGUGCGAGUGUUCGCCGGAGGUGAAGAACAAUUAGACGUACUGGCUUAUUGUUCCUCCGACGAGAACAAUCAAGUCGAACAUGCAAAGCAUAUAUUAUUUUAAUAGCGAUGUAUUUUGAUCUCGUGGAUCACACUGCGGUUUUAUAUGCAAAUUAAAAAAAGAACGAAAACUCUUUAUAUAUAUAUAUAUAUAUAUAUAUAUAUAUAUAUAUAUAUACAUAUAUCACAAGCUGCACCUCGGUUCUUCCACGCGAGUGACUAGUUUUUGUAUAAAUGAUAAGCCAAAAGCGUGCGCUAGGUACUAACUAGCUGUAAAAGUCAUGCUUUGAUCGCAAAUGUAUCAGAUCUGCGUUAGCGGAUAGUUGCAGUUGCAGAUACAUUAAUGUAUUAAAACAAAGCUCAAAGUCGUCAAAUGCAUAGCGUUUGCGAUUUAGACGAAGAAUAGGUACAAUACAAUUAUACAAUGAUGACUGAUGCAUUCUUUGCGUCCUCUAAUUUACGACAGAAUUGUGAAUAUCGAUAAUCGUAUACAUAAUGAUGCAUGAUUACAUAAUGAUGCAUGAAUGUAUAUGUGUAUGUGUAUAUGCGUAAAAGAAUGCGUGUCCUACGAUUGUGAUCAAUUUGUAACGCUGAUCUCCCGAGCUCCCGAGCCGAAUAGUUGAAGGCGUUAUAUCGAUGCAAUUUUACUUGAUUUAUUUCACAAACGUUCGAUUGUAUGACUUAUCGGCACUAUAUCGCACUUCGCGUUAUUUUGUAGCAUUUUUAUUGUGCACUUUAUUUGAAACAAAAGCAGCAUAGCAUCAAAAUAUAAAUUAUACAUUAAUGUUAGGCGCAUUUUACUAGACGAUAUUUGGAAAUGUGCCAUGCAUGAAAUAUAAAAUAUAAAAUAUCUUUACAGAUAAUUUGUCAAUAAAAAAUCGUAUUGACAAAUCGACACACCGAUUCCGUAGUCUCUAUCAAUAAAUGCGCUUUAUCAUCUCAUUUUAUUUUGCAUUUAAAGAUUAUUUCGAUGGAGAUAUUUCAUUCGAUAUCCUAAAAAAACUAUAAAUAUCGCUGUUAAUAGUUAAAGGCUUAUAUUAACAAAGUGAUAAAAUUCUAAUUGUAAUAAAAUUCAUAUAGUCAUAUUUAAUAUGUUCGCAUUUUUUUCAAAUAUUUUUUUAACAAAUCACGCUGUGCGCCUACAGAAAGUACUGUUACGUCAUCUAUCCCAUUGUCAAUGAACCGCGAAUUAUACAUUACGAUACAUUUCAAUUCACAUGUUAUGCCUAAAUUGAUAAGAUAAAAAUAUUAUAUAGACGCAAAUCAAUUUUAUUACAUAUUUGUUUUUCAAGGAUUACACACAAAUGAGUGUGACAAAGGAGGGAUUCAUAGGAAACUUUAUAAAUAUUGUACGAUAUCAGAUUUUAUAACAUACAGAGAUGUGCAAAGUGCUGAUGAAGCGGAGAAUCUUGCAUUUGAUUGAAAAAGAAA